Linum tenue is the source of this 1936-nucleotide messenger RNA. The record is from the annotation of a GenBank genome assembly. Lineage: Eukaryota; Viridiplantae; Streptophyta; Magnoliopsida; Malpighiales; Linaceae.
AUGCAUAUUGCUAUUAUUAUGUCGUCUUCCUCUUCUCCACUAUCACUUGAUCCCUCAGCUGUUGCAGUUAAAGCGGCAGCUAGAAAGGCAACCGGCGGCGUAGUGGAUCGGGUCUCGCCGGCAACCUUCCCUAGCACAGUCUGGGGCCAUGGCUUCCUCGACAAAGUUGAUCUGUCCCUCCAGGCAAAACAAAAACACCCCAAAUAUGAAGUUCUUAAGGAAGAGGUGAGGAAGAUGGUGAAAUAUGAAGCAGAAAGCGGAAAUGAUGAGGCAAUGAUUGCCGACAAGUUGCGUGUGAUAGAUGCAAUUCAACGGUUAGGCAUUGGAUAUCACUUUGAAACAGAGAUCGAAGAAGCACUUGAAAAAGUGCAUGAGUUGGGAGAGGACUCAACAUUCAUUAAUAUUGAUGAGGAAGGUACCGAUCUCUACCAUAAGGCUCUUCGAUUUCGACUUCUCAGACAACAAGGAUUUCGUGUUUCUCAAGAUGGGUUUGGAAAGUUGAAAAACAGUGAAGGAAAGUUCAAGGAAUGGUUGGUGAGAGAUGAGCAAGGGCUAUUGAGUUUGUAUGAGGCAGCACAUAUUGCAUUUAAUGGAGAAGAAAAACUAGAUGAAGCCCUAGAUUUUACGACGAAGACCCUUAAAUCAAUGCUUCAACACGAUAAGAUCAACCCUUCAUCCCAUAAGCAAAUCGACUUUGCCCUACGAAUUCCCGCUUGGAAAUGUGUCCCAAGGUCACUUGCUAGGCACUCCAUAGAUAAUUUCUACUUUGAGGACUCUGUCCAGAAUCAAAAGCUUCUCAAGUUUGCAAAGUUGGACUUCAACAUGGUCCAAAAGAUCCAUCAAGAGGAGCUCUACGAACUCUCUGAAUGGUGGAAUUGUCUUGACGUGCCGAGCAAUUUUCCGUAUGCAAGAGACAGACUUGUGGAGUGCUAUUAUUGGCUCAUUUGUAUGUACUUUGAGCCCAAAUAUCGGUUUGCAAGAAUUAUAGCCACCAAGAUCUUGGCAGUGUUGUCAAUCCUAGACGACACUUACGAUAACUUGGCUACAUAUGAAGAGGCUCGAACCCUAACCGAAGCUAUUGAAAGGAUGGAUGUUUGCGCUCUUCAAGGACUACCUGACAGGAUGAAAAACAUUUACGAUGUCCUCUUUAUUCUGUACGAUGAAAUCGAGAGGGAAAUCGAAAAAAUAGGACCCACUUUUGCUAUGGAUUACAAUAGGGAAGAGCUCAAGAAAUUUUCCCGAGCCUACCUGGGUGAGGUUCGGUGGCGCACUGAAGGCCGAGUUCCGACGCUGGAAGAGUAUAUGACAGAAGGAUUUGUCACCAGCGGAAUGGCCAUAGUCACCGCAUGCGCUUUCAUUGGUAUGGGAGCAGAGAUCGCCAACAGGGAGGCUUUUGAAUGGCUGGCUAUGGACUCUAAAAUGAUGAGAGCCGGCUCUGUCAUUGUUAGGCUUCAAAAUGACAUUUUGUCUCACAAGUUUGAACAAGAGAGGAGUCAUGCCCCUUCCUCUGUCGAAUGUUACAUGAAGGAGUAUGGGGUGUCGGAGGAAGAAGCGGUUGAAUGUUUAUGGAAGAUGAUUUCUAACAAUUGGAAAGAUAUUGCCGAAGUGUAUCAGAGGCCAACUCCGUUGCCGGUAGUUCUCCUCGACCGCUUCCUCCACUUGACACGUUCCGUCAAUUUGUUUUACGACGCUGAUGAUCGCUACACCAACUCCCACCUUCUGAAGGAUCACCUUGCUUCGUUGUUCAUCAAUCCCGUGCCUCUUUGAAGAAAUAUGUUGGUCUCUUCUCUUUAGUUGUUGUUCAUUGUUGUUGUUGUGUGCUUUUGGAACUUUAUGUGUGUGAUGUGUGCUUCCUUUCUUCCCUCGACUGUUGUUCAAAUCCUUUUUCCUUUUCAUCUUUUCUCUGUUUUCGUAUCAAUAAAAGUUUGGGUUACAU